GGGCAUUGUGAACGCCUACUGAAAAAUGUAAAUAGAUCGGAGAUAAUGUGAACAAUAUUAUAUAGCGACCACCGUCGAUAGGUUGUGUAGUUUCAGAAAACAACAUGUUUGUUUCAGCACGUGUACUUGUCUUAUCAAUAUGGACAACUCUCUUAUAUGAGGCUUUAGCUUCUCUAGACAGAUGUCCCAGUGUCUUCCAUCGCAUCGGAGGAUAUAAAACUGAAAAUGGAGAGAUGUGCUAUACAUUUGUUAACACAGAAAAGACAUGGGUUGAUGCUAACAGUCAGUGCUGGUCCUGGGGUGGAGAGCUGAUCUCUAUCAAGAACAUGAAUAAAAUGAGUUUUGUGAUUCACACCCUGAACUCAGUCUUGAGGUGGAGAAAUAACGGGGUGUGGAUCGGGGCUCAUGACAGACAUGGCCGGGGGUGGCAGUGGACUAAUGGGGAGAGGCUGAGCUGGGGGUAUUGGGCCUCUGGACAGCCCAGUAAGACGGGGGGAUUCAUUUCAUUAGAGGACUGUGCCUUGAUGAGACGAGGUGAUGGCUGGAGAUGGCAUGACUAUCAUUGCGAUUCUUCAUUCUUCUACACGUACAAAUUCAUCUGCCAGUUUCAUAAAUUGAAUCAAGGAGAGGGGUCUGUAAGCUCAGUGGUGGGCGGGGACACAGACUCAGACAGUACUGGGAGUGAUACAGGAAUUUUAGCAGGGAUUAUUGUAGGAGGAGCUAUCCUAAUUUUGAUAGGAGCCAUUGGAACUCUUUUGUUAAGAAGGAGAAGGCAGAAAAAAUUUGAGGAACCAUCAGUCCAGUUCCAAAACCUAGCCUACUCACGAGUGACCAGUGGUGGACAGGACGGGAAUAUGGCCAGCAAUGUUUACAUGGACACUAACGAGAUGAAUCGUUUAUAUGAGGAGGUAAACAAACAAGUGAAUCACGGUGUGAACUGCUUCAGUGGAACUGUGCUAGACAUUCAGGUACCGAGAUCUGAGUCCGAGGACCAGGAGAACGCCUGCUGCGGGGGAAUGUCAGAGGAAAGUGAUCUCAAAAAGCUAAAUAACCUCACUCACGUGGUUAUACCAACAGACACCAAAAAUCCUCCUGACAUAACUGAGAACCAUUACGUAGAUAUGAGCACAGCAAACAAAGCAAAGGAGACAAAUCGCCUCAUGGAAGCCAGUCGAGUGGUGGAUCCUAGCAAACCCUCAAACCUGGGGGUGGAGAGGGAACCCAUGCCCCUCCCAGUAUAUGCUAACAGUUUGGAGAAUCUUCGAGAGGGAACCCUGGAACUGACCAGCACAUUGUCAUCACAGUCACAGGAGUCUACGUACAUCAACAGAAGGGAGGGGUUUGAAGUGGAUGAAGAUGGGUACAUGAGUCCUAGAUCCACCCUCCACAGUGACAGUGACACAGAGUUGAUGGGGGCAGAUAAAGACCCCCUCUAUGAUGAAAUUCGUUAAAUUCAGAGCAGAUCUUGUCUGUAAAUUAAUGUGUUCUGUUAAUCAGUUGACUGUUAAAUGUUUGGAAAAGCCUUCCUAGUUUGUUUGAAUAGAAAUAUUGAGAGGAAAAAUAUCUGAAUUUAUUACAAUAUAUAAAAUAAAUUUGUAAGAAUGAAAUAUUAAGAAGAACUAUGAUAAAUGAAUUAUGCUGUUUUGAGAAAUCAGUACAUCUACUGUUCAAAUUUUAAAUAUCCGUAUCAAAAUUAAGCACUUAAGUACAGCAUUAUUUGAGAAAACUGGUAUGUAAUUUGCAAAACAUAUUGGCACAUGAGAGGAGCUUAAAAAUUGUGAUUGGGAUGCAUGGUUCAUGUGUAACAGUGUAAAAAGUUAGAAAUUUUGACUUGUCAAUGAAUUUUCCUUUUCUAUGCUAAUUUGGUAAGUAUAGUUGUUAAUAAAUUUAGAAUUGUUUUUUUUUAAUGAAUUUUGUAUGUAUUUUUGCCAUGUAUAUAAUAUUCAUUAUUGUGUACAUGUACUUCAGUAUUCAAAUCUUAGUUCAUGACAAAAAAUUACACUCAUUUUACAUACAUAUAAAGAAUUCGACCACAACAGAUUUAUUUUAUAUAUCUCUUGGAGUCUUUACAGUUUGUGUAUUUUAAAGAAGAAAAUUUGAUUUUAAUAUGCUGAUUAUCUGAUGUACAUGUCUUAGAAAUUGAUAGGAGAAAUUCAUGAUGUGCCUAGUACUGCCCAUUGUAAUGUGAUAUUGUUUAUAUAUAUCAAAUAUUUGCAUAUGAUUUCGUGUGUAAUCAUUUUGAUACAGAAAAUUGCUUAGUUACUGAUAAAUUUUAGGAUUAUGUUUGAAUUAUUUAUCGCGAUAAUCAUUUCACAUGACAUUAAAAUCAGAAAGGGUUGUCAAGAAAAUUGUGCAUUAAAAGAAUUACACUGCUUUACUCUGUCAUUCACCAUUUCUUAGGGGACCAAAUAUUUACUAAAAUGGCUCAUCUAAUUGUUUUAUUUACAUUCCUUUUUUGAAUUUUGAAACUGAAAGAUUUUUUUAAAAGUAAACCGCUGAGUUUUGUGUGUUUAUUUAUAGGUCAGUGUCUAUAUCAAAUGAUAUUUAAUGCUUUUGUAGUCCCUAAAAAUUGUUAUUCAAUAACAUUUUUUUUACAUAUGAUAUAUCAUAACAAUAUGCAUGUUAAUGUUGCAUUGUAACCAAGCUUUUGUGAACUUUAUUUUAAACAAUACCUGACCU
This is a messenger RNA of Saccostrea cuccullata (small rock oyster), 2679 nucleotides long. RefSeq lists its product as uncharacterized. The transcript has 6 exons. The coding region runs from base 105 to 1451 and encodes 448 amino acids. Gene Ontology annotation, molecular function: signaling receptor activity. NCBI's taxonomy places the organism in Eukaryota, Metazoa, Mollusca, Bivalvia, Ostreida, Ostreidae. The record is from RefSeq and is a predicted model, not a curated record.